Messenger RNA from Cercopithifilaria johnstoni, 1284 nucleotides. The record is from the annotation of a GenBank genome assembly. NCBI's taxonomy places the organism in Eukaryota, Metazoa, Nematoda, Chromadorea, Rhabditida, Onchocercidae.
AUGACGAGGGUUGGUGCUGUAGUCAAUGAUAUCAGGAAAAAAGUAGCUCAAUCAUCACCCGAACUAUCGAAGCGAUGUCGAUCAUUGAUCAAAUGUUGGCAGAAAUUGGCCGAGCCGAAGCCUACGUCUAGUGGUUCUUCCUCCACCAAUGGUACUCCCAGUUACGCUUCUCCUGUGAUCAAGAAGGGUCUCACACCGGGCACACCCGCAAGGGGCCCACGAGGUAUUCCAGGGAGCAACUCACUCCUUACACCUGCUGGAAACUCUCGUUUGACAUCUUUAGGCAGUUCAGUUCUAACGCCAUCUGGAAGUUCAGGUUCACGGAGUGCUGCUGCUUCACCGUCAGUUUCAAAUGAACAUAGAGUUACUCCUUACGAAAAAUCUGGACAAGAAGUGUCAGCAAAUACUGCAGAAUCUGGAGUUCUUCGAAAAUCACAUACAGUUGGUACUGAUCUCGCAAUAAAAGCGGUCGAAGGUUCAUUGUUAUCAGGUGGAGAAAUUAUUCGAAAUGGGAAGAGAAAAGGCGAAUAUAUUGCAACUCCUGAUAUAGGUAUUAUAAACGGGUUGAGUGCUGCGAAACGUCUGCACUACAGUUCUGCAUCGGUGUCUCCAACAACACCACAUCAAUCAUUACUUGCUGCCCGACGCGCUGAUGUGAAGUCGACAAGUGAAUUGGUUGCACAGUUAACGGAGAAUUUACCAGGCUAUUUAGCAAUAAACAUAUCACAAAAUCAAGAUCCCAUCAGGAAUAAAUGUGGCGAUAACGAGGAACAGGCAAGUGUAAACACGGGUCAAAUAUCCAGAACGCUCUUUACUCUUCAAGCAGAAACUUCCAAGAAAAAGGAGAAGCGUAGUCGCUCUAAAAAAGAUAAAGAAAAGGAGGGACGAAUGAAAGACCAAUUUGUUGCAGACGAAAAGGUAAUAGCAGUGAGCAAUGAAAAAGCUUCUACGUCGGCAGUAGGAAACGCAGAACCAGCACUAGCAUGCAGUGUAUCAAAUAGCAAUCCUUCUACUAGUAAAAUGAUUGUACCUACGCGUAACGGGAAAUAUGAUUGGUAUGCUAUGCUUCCAAGUUUGGAAACAUUGCGCAAUCGUGAACAUUUCCGCUGCAAACCAUCCAGCAAUCAGCGAAAGUCAUACAUCGUAAAUGUAAUGGGCAGGAAGGUAUUGGCUUUGCCGUACAUUGAUGUUGGCUUGCCAGAUUUUUUGGAGUACCAGUUUCCAAAACCUGAAAGGUUUUAUGCGGAAGAAAAUUUCAUGUACGGUGCUCCACGACCAAACUGA